This is a messenger RNA of Daldinia loculata, 1714 nucleotides long. Its product is annotated as proteasome component PRE2. The transcript has 2 exons. Gene Ontology annotation, cellular component: proteasome core complex. Bases 148 to 1005 code for a protein of 285 amino acids. Gene Ontology annotation, molecular function: threonine-type endopeptidase activity. NCBI's taxonomy places the organism in Eukaryota, Fungi, Ascomycota, Sordariomycetes, Xylariales, Hypoxylaceae. The record is from RefSeq and is a predicted model, not a curated record.
UGAGCUUUAGACCAGACGUCAAUCAUUUCGCUGCCCUGCGCUCUUCUACACAUCCAUCCCGAUUGUAACAAAACCAACAUCAGUUCGACUUUUCUAAUUACAUCUAGCACCCGUCCCGGAUACUACUGCCUCGUCUAGAUAUUGGCCAUGGAUACCCUCGUAGCCAGGUACAGUCGCCCGACUGCUUUCCAGAAUGAGACCUUCGCAGACGAAGAGCAAGAAGACCUCCAGAACGAUGUCGCCCCGGGCCUAUCUCUCAAAUUCGCCAUGCCGCCUGUAGCCCAACCCUCAGCAUGGCUCCGCGCAGCAACAGACGACCGCUCAAACCCCGACUGCCCUAUCAAGAUCGCUCACGGUACAACGACCCUCGCUUUCCGAUUCCAGGGCGGUAUCAUCGUAGCGACAGAUUCUCGAGCUACGGCCGGCAACUGGAUCGCCUCGCAGACCGUCAAGAAGGUCAUCGAGAUUAACAACUGCCUGUUGGGCACUAUGGCCGGUGGUGCCGCCGACUGCCAGUACUGGCUCGCCUGGCUAGGCAUGCAGUGCCGCCUACACGAGCUGCGUCACAAGCGCCGCAUCAGCGUCGCCGCAGCCUCCAAGAUCCUCGCCAACCUCGUCUAUCAAUACAAGGGCAUGGGCCUGUCUAUGGGAACCAUGUGUGCCGGUGUCACCAAGGAAGAGGGCCCCGCUCUCUACUAUAUCGACUCCGACGGAACCCGACUUGCCGGAAACCUAUUCUGUGUUGGCUCCGGUCAGACAUUCGCCUACGGUGUACUCGAUGCGGAGUACCGCUACGAUUUGAGCGAGGAGGACGCUCUAGAACUAGGCCGCCGGAGUAUCCUGGCCGCUACGCACCGAGAUGCGUACUCAGGUGGUUUCAUUAACCUUUACCACGUCAAGGAAGAGGGUUGGGUCAAACAUGGCUUCAGCGACACGAACCCGAUAUUCUGGAAGACGAAGUUAGAGAAGGGCGAGUUUACCAACGUUACCAGCUCCCUGGACUAAAUCAAGGUUUUGGUUAGGGAUGAAUUAUUACGAAGGGCAUGCUGGAUGAUAUCAGGGAGCAUCAGCUGGCAUGUCGUAAGGGAGAAAGGGGGGAAGUGCAAAACAGAGCUUGAUAGACUAUCUCGGUACCUAACCAUCUCAGCGAAUUCCCCCGGGUCACUACCUAGGGUCCGCUGCGUAAAUGUACAACAAUUAAGGAGUCAAGACCUUCUGCCCCCUUUCUACAACUAGAUUCGCAUUGCUUUCCCUAGAUAGCCUAACUCCAGUGUAUGCUAUAAUACCAUGCUAUGCAAUAUAGUACAGAUAGUAUUCGUACAAGAUGGUCCGCUUUCCCCCGAUCAUAUGUAAACUUCUCUCUAAAGGGGUAUCAUGAUUUUGUCUCUUCGACAUUCUUCCAACCCGGGACUCCUAGAAUACCACCAUCCUCAGAAUUCGGAUCAAGAGGCCACUUCUUGAUAGCAAGGACGUCUAGCUCGCUCCGCCAGCCUGCUUCGUACAUCUCCAUACCGGUCCACGCUAUCAUGGCGCCAUUAUCAGUGCAUAGCGGUAGCGGCGGGCAUACAAGUUCGAUAUGGCUGUAGCCACGGACAUCCAAUAUCCCGCGUAGAAUAUGCAUCAGGUAACGAUUACUUGCAACACCACCAGCCACGACAAGCGUGCGGACAUCGCGCAGCAGCGUACUAUCCUCCCCCUUCCCCUUCCCCUCAUA